AUGAAUUGGCAACACUAUGCUGUGGAUGAGCCGACCUUCCAAGCUCCAUGGACAGCUUUACAGGCUGCAGUUCAGUUGGCCCAUGCGAUUGGGGAAUCGCCUGAGCUACGAAUUGACCUUGUGAGUCUGGGCAAGCCGAAGCGCUGCCGACCUAAAGUCAGUUUCAGUUCCUCAUUGCAGCUUGUUGUGGAGUACGAGGACGCCAAUAUUGCCGUCAAUCGACAAGUUCCGUUUGAUGAUUUCUGUCAAUGGAGCAACACCCCAUGGAUUUCGCGCAGUUUUUGUUAUCCUUUUCUUCAUGGUGACAAUGCCCUAGCAGAUCCACUACCAAACAGUGUGUUGAUCUCGGACUCACGUCCCAUUGAUCAUGAUGUUUCUUCUUUCAUGCAAACUGCGCCCAAAGUCCAUCAACUUCGUGAUGCUUUACCCAUUUUCAGACCUCUACACCUACAGGCAACACCUGGUCAUGGCGACGACGCCUUCCCUCAGCGACAUCAUCGACCUGACGAUGAUGAUCCAAUGAGUGGUGAUGACGAAACGGAAGUUACAGAUGACUCUGCAUCAAGCAGUUCUGCAGCUACCGUUCUUCAGUGUGUUUGCCUUUAUCAUCUUGAUGACCCACCGGUCUAUGGACGCAUUGAUUGGACCGACUAUGUGCAGAUGAUGCAUGAUGCAGCUAUGCUUCUUCAAAUUGAUGAUGAUCAACUUCUUGGGCUCUUUGACAUUGAAGUCACUUUGCCUGAUCUUCCACCAGAUGUAGUGCCUUUGAUUGCAUACAUUGUUGAGGAUGUGAUUCAAGGUGGGCUGCGCAGCUUGGCUUUGGUCGACAUUGAAGUCCAUGCCAACCAAUGUGAGGCUCAUUACUUCACGGCCCCCACGAUUGAUCGCUCGGUAAUUCCAAUGCCUUUGAUCGCAGAUCGUCGUGCUGUCUUCCAAACCGCUGAAGUUGAUUUGUACUGUGCUCAUGAGCGUGAUCGGUGCUUGCUCUACCACAAUCUCCAACCGAUCUUCACGCAGCUCAACCCAAGAUUGAACAUUCGUUCUGGAGCCUAUCUGAAAAUCAUACUGCCCCCACCUGAAGGAUGUGACCUACCAACUGGACAGGUCCUACACUACAGUCGAGUUCCACCAGACAUCGACUUUGUUCGAGACAAUAGCCCGUCAGCCCUUUCUGGCUAUUCACCCAGUCUGGUACCAUCUGAGGAAAUUCGACAAGAAUACGGGCGUGCAGAUGAUGUUGGACUCCUUCAAAUUGAUAUUCAGACCACAUUGCCCUCAUUCAGGAUGCCCAAGAUGCCCACACAGCUUCAAAACGGCCAAGGAUUGCAAUGCAGCUUCACGGAUGACUUCUUGAGAACCGUCCGUCUAUGGCAACAAGCUGCGGACGACAUCCCUGAAUUUCCAGCACCGGCUGACGACAUUUCCAACUUUGCGCCAUGGAUUCAAGAUCUUCAUGAAGUUUGGCAAGAUGGGGCGCACAUCGGACCAGGCAACGUUGAAAUGUUGGCGCGCUUGGAAACCUGGUUUUCCGAUCAUUGGAAUUAUCAGAGGUGUUACAAUUCAAGAAUGGCAGUGUUGGGAGCUGACUAUGACAACUGGGAAUUCCAGCUGAAACAAUUAUGGAGGGAGCGCAUCAUGCCCGGUGCAGUGAUUGAAUUUUUCAUGGUAUCACCAUUGCCAGAAGACGCGGCAGCCCAAACCAUUGGCCAGCUCAUCAUUGUUCAGCGCCCUGUUCGUUUCCAACGCUCCAUUAUUGUGUCAGUGUAUGACAAUGAGUACGACCAAGGAAGACCACAUUCCAUGGCCAUUGUGACUGGUGAUCGUGUGGACACGCAGUCUGUCAAGAACAUGAUUGAUGCGAUUGCCGAUUGCCCGCCUGAGCAACCAUCCAAUGCAUGUGCUCUUUGGUUCGGCAAUCGCCAAUUCCAACCUGAAGAACGAGCAUAUGCCAGACAUGGACAUGCUUUCCGUUUCCUCAUUCAUAGACGACGCCAUGAUGCUUGGGAUAAUAUGACUGACCUUGACGACCUUCAUCUACGAGAUCGUGUUGCAUCUCUCAACAGCGGUCAAGCACUUCCUUUUCCCUUGGCACACAUGGUUCACAGUCCAGCGUGGAUGCAAGAACUUCGUCGUCAUUUUGAUGAUCUGGCUGCAGUCGAGCGAGAAGACGAAGGACAAGUAGCCUAUGUACAAACUUGGCACCUGAAUGGCCUGAGGGCUCCAAGAUGCCAGUCGCCACGUGCAGUACGCCUCAGGAAUGACGCUACAGCAUGGUUUCAGACUCUCAUCAUGGCUUGGCGUGACCGCAUUGAUGUUCGAUUGAACACAGACAUUUUCUGGAUCGAUCCAACGCCAGUCAACAGCCCCAGGCAAUCAUUUAUUGGUCAUCUCAUCGUUGCACAAGAACUUCAAUCCCAUCAUGGAGCUGUGCUUCUUUCAGCCACUACACAUCGUGGGACACAAGAAGACUCUCACUAUGUGGCACUUCAUCAUCCUGAUCGUCUUUCCCACAGGAGCGCCAUUGAAGUUUUUCCUAUUCCAAGCACAUUAAUGGGUUUGCCAAUUUCUGUGCGACGUGAUUCACAACUUCUGCCGGAAGACGGAUCUAUGCGGAUUGGACAUGGUGAUCACAUUGCGAUCGACAUCAUUGCACCAAGUGAUACAACCACAAACGAUCAAGAUCCAACUGCAGAACCCACGGCGUUUUUGCAAACGUCGAUGACACGCUCUUCUACACAGGCUGCUGGCACACCCAUUGCGUUGGCAGAUCACAUUCCUGCACCAGUUUGGACUUCCAUUGAUUGCAGUAAGAUUGACUUUCUGAGAAGACAACUGCUUGAGCAUUGUCCAGGACCUGUCUUGUUUGACACUUCGACACUUUCAUGCUCCAAAGCUACACUGCGUGAGCUGGCAUCCAUUGAGCCUUGGACACAUGAGACACCCACGAAGUUUGAAUUCUUCACGGAUGGGUCCUACAGACGUGCUCAUUUGACUGCAGCAGCUGGAGUAGUUAUGAUUGUACAUACAUCAGAGGGUCAACGAUUUGGAGGAUAUCAGUCUGCUUGGUGCUGGCAAGCUCCAUCGGCCCCACGCAGUGAAGCCACAGCAGUGAUCCUUGCCCUUCAUUGGGCCAUGUCGAUGAUUUGCUAUUGGGGGUACACUCAGAUUCCCAUUGACUUCCACUAUGACAGCACGUAUGUUGGUCAAGUCGCUCAAGGGCAGAGUGCUUCCAUUUCGAACAACGACAUGACAGCGGUUGUGCGCUCACUUGCUCUUUGGACUGAACAGCUUCACGGUUGCAAACCGCGAUGGUUUCACGUGAAAGGGCAUUCGGAUCAUCCUUGGAACGAAUUAGCUGACACCAUCGCAGCUUCAGUUCGUACUCCCAGUGAUGCUUCUUUUGAUAUGACGUUGUUGAUGAAUAUUUGUACUUUUGAUGCCCUUGAUCUGAUUCCUCUUCAAUGGCUUUGGCUUUAUGAGCGAUCACUCUGGAAUGCACAGGAUGCGCCCAUUUUGCAUGGUUUGCAAUGGAGAGUUAACUGCAUUGAUCCGUUAACUAGCGUCCCUUUGGCCGAGAACCAUCCUUUCAUGCUCCGUCAUCCACAUACCUCGACAAAUGAUGAAGAGAUCGAAGCCAUGUGGAUUCGAUGUGCCACAGCCAAUGUGUUGACCAUGUACCCUGAUCAGAAACAUGCUUCCACUUUCUUUGGCGCCAGGGCUGAACAUCUUGAAGGCAUGUUCACCCGAAGGAAAGUACAGUGCAUUGGGCUUCAAGAAACCAGAAGCAAACGACAAGGACAUGAUGUGUUCGGUUCUUUUCAUGUUUUCUCUUCGCCAGCAACAGCAAGAGGCUGCAAUGGGAUGCAACUAUGGUUUGCUCGCACGCUGCACACUUCACAGGGACCCAUUCAAUUUGGUCAUGAGCAUUUUCGCAUUUUACAUGGGGAUGAGAGACGGCUCAUUGUCCGACUUAGACAUCCUUCCUUGAAGCUGCUUCUCAUUGUGUUACAUGCACCUUCGGAAGAUGACUUUGAAGUCGUGCGACAAUGGUGGACUACCACGUCCAGUUUGAUUCCUUCUGGUAUGGCAUCCUGGACAUGGUUCGUCAUGUGUGACGCCAACAGCCGAGUUGGUUCCAUUCAGUCCAAAGCAAUUGGUAGCUUUGGUGCCACCACUGAAAAUGAGCGCGGUGCCAUCUUCCAUGAAUGGCUUUGUUCACACGGCCUUUGGCUUCCACAAACAUUCGAGCAGAGCCAUAUAGGACCUCAUGACACCUGGACACAUCCUACUUUGGCCAGAGCUCGAAUUGACUUCAUUGGCAUUACAGACAACAUUGCGUACAAUCAUGUCUCGACAUGGGUUGAGGAUGAAAUUGAUCUGUCGCUUGCUCGCAAAGACCAUGAAUGUGUUUGUGCAGAUAUUUGCCUUCCCUUGAUCAAGACGACUACACCAAGUUCAUCAGCUCCCAAUGCUCAGUUGUCUGAAUGGCCACUUUGGCAUCAUGACGUUCACACUCAUGCCGCAUUGUUGCAAAACCAUUUUACGACGUGGAUGCCUACCAAAAAGAAAGUCAUUCCACGUAAGACUCAUCUUUCUCCUGACACAGUGCACUUGAUCAGGCAGAAGAAGACUGCGUUCAAUCGAGUCAAAGACCUUAAUAAACAAUGGCGACAUCACAUUCUUCGAACCUUCAUGCGAGCAUGGCGAUUCUCUGAUGACUCUUUUUCCCUUGCAGACCACGACGUCAAGUUUUCUUUUCGUGACAUUGCAUGGGCCGAAGAAAUUUAUCGUCAAGCUUCUCUUCGAGUGUGUGUAGCAGUGAGAAAUGACGAUUGUCGCUUUUACUGCGACAUUGCUGAGGACACAGGCAAGAACAACCUGCGUUGCAACGGACCCACCACUGCACAGCAGGCUCACCAUUAUUGUGCAUUGGAGGAUGGCACCCAGACCACAUAUGAAGACCUUUUGACAGAUUGCUAUGACUUUCAAAAAGCUCAGAUUGCCGACAUGCCUUUGGUCGUUCACCUGAAUCAGCUCCCUAGUCGUAUUGAUGUUGAACACCGACUGCAACAAAUCUCAGCAAAUCGAGCACCAGGUCUGGAUGGACUGCCACCCUCAUUCAUUCGAACAUCAGGCUCUGACUUGGCCGAGCAUUUAACGUUGUUGGCCUUCAAGAUGUGGGUCUUGGGACAUGAACCGAUUCAGUUUAAGGGCGGUUUGCUCCACUCAAUAUCGAAGAAGGUUCACAGCAAUGAUGUAGCCAACAUGAGGGGCAUUCUUUUAGUUGAUGUCAUCGGAAAAGUGAUGCACGCCAUUUUGCGACAAAGAUUCAUCCCAACUGUGACGGCUUGGAAGCACCCUCUCCAGUUGGGGGGAUUUCCCCAUUGCACCACCCUGUUCGCCACUCAUUAUUUGAGGGCCUUCCAAAUCAAGGCAGCCGAACUGAAACUCUCGUCCGCAGUGCUUUUCAUUGAUGUGAAAAGCGCCUUCCACUGCAUGGUCAGACAGGUUCUCUUUGGACCGAAUCCGACAAUACCGGAGUCCCUGCGUGAUCUUCUUGGGCAAACAGACUGUGACGUAGAUGCACUCUUAAGUGAAAUCAUGAAAACCUCCUCUGAUUUUCUGCGAGAUGUACCCAUCUGCGACCAACGGCUGCUUCAAGAUGCUCAUCACUUCACAUGGUUCAGUCUUGGUGGAGAUGCAACUGCUUACAGAACCUCUCGGGGCAGUCGACCAGGCAGCCCGCUAGCUGACAUAGCAUUCAAUGCUAUGAUGGUUUACGUGCUGGAUGAAUUGCACCACAAGCUUGGUCACAUUGCGGUUCUCCAACAAGGUUUUGAACACUUAGCCAUGCAUGCGCCGCCUGUCACCUGGGUCGACGAUGUUGCCAUUCCUAUCGUCACUCCGACAGCCGACAGCCUUGAGACCGCAUUGGUUGAAGUUGCAGAGGCUUCUGUACAGGCUUUCAGAAAAUUUGGUUUGACCUUGAAUUUUAAGCACAAGAAGACCGAAGCAGUUGUCUCAUUUCGUGCGGAUGGAGCUCCUGACCACCGACGAACGCUCAUGGUCGAGAAGAUGGGCAAUCUGCUUCUGCCUACCCUGCACACGUCCUUGAAAUGUGUUGCCUCAUAUGAACACUUAGGUACCAUUUUUUCAGCGGACGGAGACCUCAAACAUGAAAUCACUCAUAGGAGAGCCAGAGCCACCCAAGCAUACCGUCAAGUUUCCAAACAGAUAUUGCGGAACCGACACGUUCCCAUUGAUGCACGUUUGAAGUUGUUUGAAAGUCUCGUGAUUCCGGUCCUUCUCCACGGAUCUGGGAAUUGGAUGUUGUUAACCCAGAGACAGUUUCAGAGCCUUCACAGUUGCAUCAUGAAAUGGCAACGAUCCAUCGUGAAUGACGGAUGCUGGACAGAUGACCAACAUUCAGACUUCGAAUUGCAAUGUCAAUGGAAACUUGCUCCACUUGCUCUUCGGCUUGCGAAAGCCCGCCUGCUUCAUGCGUUUCAUUGUGCAGUUGCUGGACCAGUGAUUCUCAUUGACUUCAUCACGGCGUCAGCGGCAUCAGAGAAGGGAUGGUUUGCCGCACUACGACGUGCCUUCACAUGGUUGUCCGAGAUGGACAAUUGUUUUUGUCCCACGACAUUGAUUGAUGCAGACCCAGCUUGCAUUAUGUCAUGGCUUACACAAAAUGCUGAAAAGGGCCCCAGAACGGUACGACGUUUGUACCGACGCAGCAUUUUGCAGAAUCAUGUGUUGGGAGACGCCAUUCAACUGCACAAACAACUUAUGCGGUCCUUUUUGCAUGGUGGAGCGAAGUUUGAGGAGACUGGCCAGACCAUCCCAGUCUUGACAGAUCGCUUGCAUGAAUGCACUUGGUGCUCCCAGAGUUUCGACUCUCGUCAGAAGCUGCAAGUGCACCUAUGGUUGGCUCACCAACAAAUUUCUGAGGAACGUCGCUUCGUUUUCUCGGAUACAUGUUUAGCUUGCCGAAGAUGUUUUUGGUCAGCAGCGAGAAUGCAGCAACAUUUGCGCUAUUCUCGGAAACAUCAAAGAGGCUGCUAUGCCCAAUUGACUUGGCGAUAUGCGCCGCUUGCCGAAGCCUGUGCUGUCGAAGUACCUGAUGACCUUCGUGGAUACGCUCGACUUCCGGCAGUAUUAGUUGCUUCACCAUGCUCUACACCCGCAGAAGAAAUUGCGGCCACAUAUGAGGAAGCCUUGAAUCAGUUGCGCGCAUCAUGGACCCAUGAAGGAUUUCCUGACGUGCUGGAUGAGACUUUGCAGAUUGAAGUAUUCUGCAAAGCCGAUGAGAUUGUGAAUGCAUGGAAACCGGUUGCAAGUGUGGACCCAGAUGAGGUGGUAUUCGAGAUUGCCAACUACAUCGGCGACAAUGACAGCAAGCUCUGGGCCUUUUGCCUGUGGUUGCGCACUACACUGGUCUACAGACGUUUUGCGCAUUUGGCUCCUUGCACAUUUCGACGCUUGCGAUUGGCAUUGCACGAUUUGGAAGAUUCGACCACUCUUGGACGACUUCUAGCAUGGCAACACCGAAUGGAGAGUGCAUUCAUUCCUGCUGGGACAGGACCAAUGGAUGGGCAUGCACGCAACACACAUGAUGUUGAAGUUUUAGUUGAUCCAUUUGCUUUGCAACGUGUUUGUUUUGAACCAUUUCUUUUACCCAUUUCAUUCAUGCCGGAUUGUUUGCAAGUGCCGUUCACGAUGGAGAAUGGCAUCCCAACUUUGUGGAUCUUGCACCUCUUCAGCGGGCGUCGUCGCAGAGGAGAUUGCCAUUUCUGGACACAGUGUUUCAAGGACUUUGUGCCGGGAUAUCAGCUAUGCAUCCUGUCCGUUGACACGGCCAUCCAUCCCAUACAGGGCAACUUGGAUCGAGGACCCGUCUUCAACAAGUUGGUGAACAUCAUUCGCAAAAGGCGCUUUGCAGCUGGAUUGACUGGACCGCCUUGUGAGACUUUCAGUGCGGCGAGACACCUUUGUCUCCCUGAUGGACGUCAUCCUCGCCCUUUGCGAUCCUUUGACAUGCCUUGGAUGAUCCCUGAGCGGACAGGUAGAGAACUGUACCAGACUUUGAUUGGCUCCAGGCUCCUUUUGCACUCCUUCAUUCUCGAGGUUGAGUUGACCAUGACAGGGGCUGGAUCUCUCAUGGAACAUCCCAAGGAACACCCUCUUCCUGAGCGAGCUUCGGUAUGGAGAACACCAUGUCAUCAACAGUUGCUCAUGAGCCUCCCUGGGGCUCACCAGCACGAAGUUGAACAGUGGCAGUAUGGCAGCUCUGGCAUCAAACCCACGACCUUGCGAGCGCUGAACCUGGGUCCUCCUGCCAUCGUUGCUCGGGCACUGAGUGAACACGUUGAUCCGCUAGCAAUUCGCCCAAUUAAUCCACUGAAGGGUCGCAACAAAGAUGGAUCCUUCAAGACCGCUGCGGCAAAGGAAUAUCCUUCCCAGAUGUGUCGUGCAUUAAUUCACGCCAUAGCAUCCGGUAUCAAGCACAGACUGGAUUGCUGUGGCAGCGUUGAAGGUGAACCACUUUCAACUUCAGAGGCGAAGUGGAUUGAGGAAUUGUAUAGUGCUGCUGGUCACCUUUCUGGUCGAUUCCUCCCAGAUUUUCAAGGAUGA
This is a messenger RNA of Cladocopium goreaui, 8634 nucleotides long. Lineage: Eukaryota; Dinophyceae; Suessiales; Symbiodiniaceae. The record is from the annotation of a GenBank genome assembly.